Molecule: messenger RNA, 1018 nt
Organism: Gamsiella multidivaricata
Lineage: Eukaryota; Fungi; Mortierellomycota; Mortierellomycetes; Mortierellales; Mortierellaceae
Product: E2F-associated phosphoprotein-domain-containing protein
Exons: 3
Coding region: 25-993 (322 amino acids)
Biological process (GO): positive regulation of cell population proliferation
Cellular component (GO): nucleus
Source: RefSeq, a predicted model, not a curated record
CAUCAACACAUCAACAAAAGCGCCAUGGACAUGAACACACUACUUGAACCAUCAGCGGCAGGGAGAAAAGUGCACUUUGGGGCAGAUCACUCAGAGUCAGAUUCAGAAUCCAAUCUGCAUGAACUUCCUGAUUCGACCUCCACUAAACCAGAAGAGCCAGAUUAUUAUGACCCCAUAUACUUCGACUCGGACGAGGAUGACUCUGACUCGGACGACGAGACCGGUAGUCGACCGACAAAAGUACCCGAAGAGCAGGAUGACGAUGAAAAGGAGUUUGAUGCCCGUGCGGGUAUCCCUACAAGCGCAGGAACGAGCACGGCCGAGAACAAUAUGAAGGACCUCACCACAGGACUCGCCCAGAGUUCACUCGGACCUUCAUCGUCAACAUCAACAUCAACAUCAACAUCAACGUCGGCACCCUCAGGGAAAUCCUCCAAGAAAAACAAAAAGAAGCACCGUAUCAUGUCCGAUGCAGAGCUACUGUAUGACCCAGAUGAAGAUGACCGGGACCAGGACUGGCUGAUCAAGAAGAUUGCAGCUAACCGACCACCUGGAUCCAAUCCCGAGGACAUCUGGACCGACGCUAUUCUCUCAUGUCCAAUGUGCCUCACACAGCUCUGCUUUGACUGUCAACAACACGAAUUUUAUUCGCAUCAAUUCCGAGCCAUGUUUGUCGAGAACUGCCGCGUCAUCGAGAACGAAGUCCUGCGAUUCCCCAAGGAGGCAAAGAAGAAACAACCCCCAAAGUCAGGUCGCAACGCCAAGAGUACAGCAGGCGCAGCAUCAACACCACUAUCAUCAUCAUCAUCAUCAUCAUCAGCAGCAGCAGCAGCAUCAACAUCCGAUCCAGCACAAGGGUUCAAGCCUAGUGAAUAUGACGACGAGGACAUGGCCUAUCAUCCAGUCGUAUGCGAGAUUUGUAAUACAAAAGUCGCUCUCUUCGACCAGGAUGAGGUCUACCACUACUUCAAUGUGAUCCCAACGCCAGUGUAAUCCAAUAAAGGACGAAAAACCACAG